AUGGCCUCGGAGUGGCGCUGUUCUACAUGUCUCGCGACAUUUAGUCGCCCAGAGCACUUGAAAAGACACACGGCGGCACAUCGGUACCUGACAAUCGCGACUAGGGACGUGCUCCGCCGCCAUGAGCGAACCUGCAAAUCUCGGGGGCAACUCGAUGAUCCAGGUCUCGAUAUCGUACUAGAUGGAAGAGACACGAAGCGUCAGCGAUGUUCUCAAACCUCAGAAUACGCAUUGAAUGCCCACGGACAGGUUCAGUCAUCAACAGAUGACUUCGCUUCGCAGAUUCACAGCACUGAGGACUAUAGCUGUGGCAUGUUCGGUGAUUCGUUAGACCUCUCUAACAAUGCUCUGGCCAAUAUGCCUUCGCCUUUAGAUUUUUCAUCUUUGGACUUUCUCCUGUUUCCCCGCAUUCCCUCGGAUACUUUUCUAGCGGAGAAACUGGAAUACAUGGCAUAUUUCACAAGUGCCAGAGGACUGUCUACGUUUACUGAUCGCCCGUCAUUCCUUCGAAGGCAAAAAAUGGCAGCCGAAGCCUACGACGCAAAACUACUGCACGGGGUCGAAAACUCACAAGCAAAGUCGUCACUUUUCAAUGAGGAAGCUUCUCAAUUAUCUACCGAUAGCGAUGUUCUUGUAUCGAAAUCACGAGAGAUCGUUGACAGUAUUCGAUCUAUAUCAUCCAACAGACGCAAAGAUGAUUCUAUUACCCUGGAAUGGUCGGCGUCAGUAUCAGCAAGAUGUUCGACCUUUUUCUCCCCUCAAAACAUCCGUCGCUUUCUGGAGUACUUCUGGUCACUGUGGUAUCCACAUUGUCCUAUCGUUCAUAAGCCACUCUUUCAUGCCCCAUCGGCUCCAUCACCGCUAUUAUGUGUCAUGCUCGUCAUUGGCGCGUGCCUCUCUCCACGAGCACACGAUACAGCAGCUGCACGGGAGUGGAUGGAUAGUGUCGAGGAGCUUGUAUUCAGCCAUGAAUGUUUUCGACGCGAGGCUACGGCAGAUCAGUCCACAAAGCUAUCCAUGAAGGAAAAAUUACAGUGCUUGCAAGCGUCGUAUCUAGUUUGCACGCUUCAGAAACGAGAGGGAACUGCUGAAGCGCAAGCAAGAAUCAGGCGCCAUCGACAUGCGUCAAUGGUGGCGCUGACAAGGAGUAUUGGACCAAAAAAAGCCUCUCACCGCCACUUCCGCCUGGAGGAGGCAUCUGACAGCUGGUGGAGAGAAUUUGUGGAAAAAGAGGAGCUUAUUCGAACAAUGACAUACAUCUUCCUGAUAGAUGCCGCACUCACGAUCCUGCACAACUCGCCUCCAAGAAUGGUUGUUUCAGAGUUAAAAAUGGAUGUCGCAUGUCCCGAAUCAUGCUUCCAAGCCGAGUCUGCCCAGGAAUGUUUCCAAAAUAUCCGUGGAUGGGCUCAAACACGAUUCUGGAAGAACCGCAUAUCUGUGGUUUCAGUCGUCCGGAGAGUCUGUCAGAAUAUGAUUGAUGAUGACCUUGUGCAAGAGUAUUCCCAUCUCGGGACUCUAAAUCUAUUUACGAUGGUUCAAUCAAUCCAUUCGCUCAUGUUCCACCUCCACAACUCCCUUGUUUUCGAGUCCACUUUAGCACCCGUGCAGACAGGUCUCGAGAACUGGCGUCGUAUCUGGUGCGAAAGAGUUCCGGAAGAUGCCGGGUUACCAGACACGCCCGAAAAUCUAUGGAAACAGGUCGGGUUUCUUCGCCAGGCAUCUGAGUUUUGGCAGUUGGCUAAAAUUAUGGUCGACGAAAUCAUGUCAACGACGAAUGAGUGUGAAUAUGAAAAUGACGACGAGGAAGAGAAGAACAAGACUCUCUCUCGGUAUGAUCAUACGGAUAUGGGUGAAGUGAAUGGGCUUAUUAUGCAGUAUCGAAGAUUGAAUCUUGGUAUGAGCUAG
Penicillium daleae is the source of this 1905-nucleotide messenger RNA. Its product is annotated as transcription factor domain-containing protein. Gene Ontology annotation, biological process: DNA-templated transcription; regulation of transcription by RNA polymerase II. Gene Ontology annotation, molecular function: zinc ion binding; DNA-binding transcription factor activity, RNA polymerase II-specific; RNA polymerase II cis-regulatory region sequence-specific DNA binding. The coding region runs from base 1 to 1905 and encodes 634 amino acids. The transcript has 5 exons. The record is from RefSeq and is a predicted model, not a curated record. Gene Ontology annotation, cellular component: chromatin. Lineage: Eukaryota; Fungi; Ascomycota; Eurotiomycetes; Eurotiales; Aspergillaceae.